Anguilla anguilla (European eel) is the source of this 8084-nucleotide messenger RNA. Its product is annotated as la-related protein 4B-like. The coding region runs from base 552 to 2849 and encodes 765 amino acids. Gene Ontology annotation, cellular component: cytoplasmic stress granule; cytosol. The transcript has 17 exons. NCBI's taxonomy places the organism in Eukaryota, Metazoa, Chordata, Actinopteri, Anguilliformes, Anguillidae. Gene Ontology annotation, biological process: positive regulation of translation. Gene Ontology annotation, molecular function: mRNA 3'-UTR binding. The record is from RefSeq and is a predicted model, not a curated record.
UUCACUGUGUUGGGGGGCGGGAGUUCCUGGAGCUAGAGUCUUCGGUGUGACUGCGAAAACAGUGUGAUGGUCGCUACUCUCCGAAUGGGAAAGGAAAACUAGCUAAUUUUCCUGUCCUCCUCUGAAACUAGCCAGAUUGCAAGACGAAAAGUGGAAGGCUCUGAAACUAAGAAGACUGAAAAUAGAACGUUCUUCAAUUUCACAACUCUUAACAACCCCCGACUGGCAGAAUUCGAAGAAUAACACGGCUGUUUUUGUUUUAACCCUGUGACGAAAAAGAACAAGUUGGCUAAAAACUUAAUGUAAUUACACAAGAUAACAUUUUAAAUUGGUUUCGCUUUUAGCAAAUUUAGAAGGUGCUCAGAGUUUACCACAUAAGUUAGUUAGCUAGUCUAACCUUCGGAGUUAUUUAAUUUCAAGUUAAAUCAAGUGAAAACAGUCUGGAAGCCAAGACAAGGCCCACAGUCAUUGCAGCGCCGUGCAUUGAGAGUCGACAGCCUACUCGGUGACGCAAGUGACUUCUCGUUGAGGAGCCUAGAAGUGGAUGGCUCAUGACUUCUGACCAGGAUACAAAAGUUGUCGCUGAACCCCAGGUGCAGCAGGUACAGGAAGCUAAAGACAGCCCAUCUCUGGAAUCCAACAAGGUCUCUCAUCUUAACCCGAAUGCGAAAGUAUGGGCCAAUCACAUGCUGAGCCUGGAAGCUGCAGGGACCGCUGACUCCGCCCCCACCCCCGACCAAUGGAAGGAGGCCUCUGACAUCACAGCCGACCCCGGCCCAGAAGGGUAUGACGCCACCGAGGACAAGGAGGCGGAGUACGUGGCGCCGUUGCUAUUGGACGCCGAUGAUCCACCCCCGGUCGCGCUGAUCGAGCCCGCCAAAAUGGCCGCCGUCACCCUGGAGGUUCCGGAUCCGGCGUACACGGAGUUUGAGCCCGCGCAGGACUCCAGCCAGACUGGGGGCAGCGAUGCGCACCUGGAAGAUGAGCUGGGCGACCUGCGGGAGCAUCUGAAGAAGACCCUGGAGUUCUGCCUCUCCCGGGAAAACCUUGCCAGCGACAUGUACCUUAUCUCUCAGAUGGACAGUGACCAGUAUGUGCCAAUUAUGACCGUCGCAAAUCUGGACCAUGUGAAGAAGCUGAGCACCGAUGUGGAUUUGAUCGUCGACGUUUUACGGUCUUUGCCUUUGGUCCAAGUGGACGAGAAAGGCGAGAAGGUACGACCGAACCAGAACCGCUGCAUCGUCAUCCUCCGGGAGGUCCCCGAGGCCACGCCCCUGGAGGAGGUGGAAGGGCUUUUUCAGGGAGAGAACUUGCCCAAGUUCAUCAGCUGUGAGUUUGCGUACAACGACAACUGGUUCAUCACCUUCCAGUCAGAGUCCGACGCUCAGCAGGCAUAUCGGUACCUUCGGGAAGACGUGAAAGUUUUUCAAGGGAAGCCUAUAAAGGCCAGAAUAAAAGCCAAGGCCAUCGCCAUCAACACCUUUUUGCCAAAGAAUGGCUACAGACCGGUGGACGUGAACCCGUACGCCCAGCAGCGCUAUACCUCCUUCUACAUCCCCCCGGUGUACAGCCCCCAGCAGCAGUUCCCCCUGUACAGCCUGAUCGCCCCCCAGGCCUGGUCCACCACGCACGGAUUCAUCGACCCCGCGCUCGUGACGCCGUUUCACAACACCGGAUUCAUUAACGGAUUUACGACGUCUCACGGUUUCAAGCCCGCGACGUCGCCUCUGUCUGUCCGACAGUACUCUCCCAGGAACAGGAAUCACACCAAACCUCACCUGCGCCCGUCGCUGCCCAGCGUGGACCGCGGCUCGGGGCUCCUGGACAGCCCGGCGGCCAUCUUUAACUUCCCCGGGGAGCGGCUCCUGAACGGGACACGCAGCCCGCAGACCCGCCCCCCCGGCCAGAACCGCGCCCGCCUGCAGACCAGCGCCGUGUUCCCCCGCAGAGACCUGGGCACGGGACGUCCCGAAGCCAUCACCGCGGACUACUCUCUCAGCAUGGGCCGGGGAAGGAAAAAUAUUUAUGGUUAUAGGAAAAAGAGGGACGACAAGUUUACAAGGGGCCCCACCCAGUCCCCCCCGCCUCCCCAGAAGCCCCCCUCCCCGAGCUUCGAGCUGGGCCUGUCCAGCUUCCCCCCGCUGCCGGGCGCCGCCGGCAACCUCAAAACCGACGACCCCCUGGAGACCCGACUGUCCGGCACGGGCGCCCGAGCCGCCAAGGACAAGAAUGUAAACACGGAUGCCAGUACCAACACUAUGCCGUCAGGAAUCCCUAAAGAGCCCCAGACUGUUACUACCGCCCCCCCGCCGGCCUGCACAGAGCGCCCCCCCCACCCCCCCGCUGCCCCCGCUGUGACCGCGGGGGUUUUUCUGCGUUGGGUGUGUGAGGCGGAUUUUGGGAGGGGUUUGGUCCGUGUCCUGAGGCGGAUUCUUUCUUUUUUGGAUGGGGGCGUGGCGGGGGUGUCCCGCAGUGAGCUGAAGGUUCCGGAGGAGCAGCAGAAGGAGACUCAGGCCCCCCCCACGGAGCGGCUGGCUGCCCCCCCGGCCACUGCAAGCAAAUCUGUGCAAGUGAACGGCGCUUCGACGGAGCUUCGGAAGCCCAGUUACGCGGAGAUCUGCCAGCGGAUAAAGGACACGGCCGCGACGCAGCCACCGCCACCGAAAGAGCCCAAGCCCACCGCCACGGAGGAGAGGAAGACUCCCGAGCAGGCCGGCGACCGGGGGGAGCCCCGAAACAGAGACACGCACCCCUCCAAGCCCGCCCCGCCCCGCCCCAGAGAGGCCCGGAGACCGGCUGGGCGGUGGCCCUCCCCCCCUCCGCCCCCCACCCCAAAAUCCCCGCACUAAGAUCACUACAGCACAGGCCGAGGCCUCUGGGCUGCUCGGAAUCUGUCCCACAGUAAUACAGCCACUGCCCACCAGGGGGCGCAUCACCGGAUCAGGGGCUCUCCAACAGAACGGAAAAACAAAAACAAGCACUUUUAGUGUGUAGAGCACGAUCUUUAUUUUAUUUUUUUUUCCUUAUUUAAGUUUUAUUUCUUGUUUUUUUGCUUUGUCAGUUUGGCAUUAAUCAGACUUCCUGUUUGUGCGGGCUGUGCGCGAUGGGUUUGCUCUGAGCUCGAGUCAAACCUGGCUUCCGCGAGGAGUUUCUGUCCUUUGCAGCUGAUAGAGCUCGUGCUGAGCUACUUUAACCCUUAAACGGCAGCAGAAAAAUUACUGACAUCGGGGUCGGAAAGUCGGUUGAUGUAGUGCUGAAGAGUUCGACUUUUGUGCUAUAGUCGGUCUUAGGAUGUACCUUUCCUGUGAGCUGGCAGGUAGUUUCCAUACUCAUUUUUGCAUUGCUUAUUUAUCCUAGGUUUGGGUUAGUGCAGUUUUCGGCACGAUUAGAAAACAAACUACACUUUUUUUCUUUUUCGUGGUUUGACAAGUCAUGGAUCCAGGACUGGAAUUCCUUUUGGCCAUUAGAAAUCAGAUUUUUUAUUUAUUUUAUUUUAUUUUUUUGUUUUCGACACCAGCCGCAGAUGAGGACAGUUUUUUUUUUUUAAUCAAUUAGUCUGACGGCUGAAGGGCUGUUGGGGCCAUAACCGUUUCUUCAUGUCUGUAGUUUAAAGAGAGAGAGCCUUCGUUUUGUACGUAUUUAUUCAAAAUACCAUUUUGUCUUUCGUCCCGGAAAGAAUUUACCAACAAAUUGUAUUUUUUUAAAAAGUUAAAAUUGCCCAAUGCUCGUUUGACCCCCGCUGUAAAUAUUAAAUCCGGGUCAGUAGGAAUCGACAUAUUCAAACUAGAGAUGCUCAUCAGGUGGGUUUGUUGGUGCCUGUAGUUUUUUAAUCGCUGUAAAAUGACCUUGUUCAGCAGGCACAUACGCUACAGGCAGCGAUAAAUGCAGUUGAGUCUCUCCCGCUUCCCCGAAAAAAAAACCGUUGGAUGGGUUCAAACGGCAACGCGGUGGUUUCAUUUAGUCAAGGGACUCCUCGAAAUGGUGCUAGCGGUUGUAUCUGGAGCUUGUUACACCAACUUAGCCUGGUACUGUAUUUAGACAAACUUGAUCUACGUUUUAACUUUGCACUACUCGAUUGCCAGAGCGAUUGUUACAUUUGAUUUCAGUUUGUUUCCGGCGAGCCAAUAAAGGGAAGUUUCUUUAACUGACGAAUGGGGGGUAAACGACGUUGUCUUAGACAUGCAAACCUGGCUUUCUUAUGCUUCCCCUUCUUCUGUGGUGUCCGUUCUGUAUCCAGGUCCGUUUGCUUUAAAUCUAGAAGUGGCCUACUACGAUGCCUAAGGAUUUGAACUUCCUUAAAUUUCACGUUCACAUAUUCUGCUACGUUUCUACAUGGAUACCUAGCAUCAGCAUACAUUUACAUGAAAGUAGAGAAUCCAGACGACGUGCGAUUCCUGUUCGAUUUUUAAAUUUGCCUGAGAGACGCAAGUCCACCCAUGCCAGCCCAGUGUUCUGAAAAUCACUGUAUUGAAAUUCCUCGUCUAACCUCUUGCUUUAAUCAUUUUUUAUCGGACUGUUGUGUCUAUCUUAACUCAAGGGUUAUGAGUUCGCGUUCAGUCUGUUAUAAGUUGGAUGUUAGGCAGAACGGAUUUGCUUUUGUGAGUUUUUUUUUUUAGGUAUGCUUGGCAGCGGGUUUUCAGCUGUUCAGUAUUGGCUGUUUCGGCCACUUUGUCUUCUCGAUACUCUGUGUUGCGGGAUUAAUUGUCUGGAACCAGCCCCAAUAACGGAAAAUACUGAAAUGAUACUGGGGAAUUGUCGUUGUGACGGCGUGUCGAGCGUAGAGGGUGCUGAUUUGAGUGUAGGCAGGUCCCUUGUUCACUCGGUCUUGGGGGGCACACGGCCAACUGUUGAAUUUGGGGUCUCUUUAGAACCGGGGUGUCAGACUCCCUUCUUGGCGGGCUGUAGUUUCUGUUGGCAUUGGUUAGCCAAUCAGUGACUUAAAUUAGUCGCUAGUGCUGAAUCUGACCGAAUACCAACAGAUUCUACCGCCCUCCAGGACUGAAGUUUGACACCCCUGACUUUAGAAUUUGGCAGUGACUGCAGAUUAUAAGUGUUUUCUGUGGAACUUCUGUGCAAACGGCUUCUCUAUUUUGUGUUGUUUCUGGCAGAUGUCGCUUGGCUCUCUUACCGCGUGGUCUGCAUAGUGCACUACUUUGAAACGGGUGUGCGUUAAAAUCCGGACACGCGCCAUUCCCCCGGACCGCGUGCCAAGCGCGCGUCGCCCGAUUAACGUGCGCGCCGUCUCUCUCUCUCUCUCUCUCUCUCUCUCUCCUGUCUCCCGUUGACGUCUUCCUACAGUAUGCAGCAUCUUGGAGGAAACAGUUGUAACAUGGAGACACUACGUGAGAUAUCACCCACCAUGACGGUCGUUUCCUCUGAUUAUCUUUACACGUUUGAUGUGUAAAAAAAAAAAAAGACAUUUCUUUUUCGCGAACGAUAUUGCUGAAGUAAGUUAGAUUCUGAAGGAAUGAAAUGCACUAAGGGUUUGCAGUCUUCGAGGGGUUCUUUUUUAACCGUGGGAUUCAAAAGGACGCGUCGCACAUGCUCAUUAACAAACCAGUGCUGUUUUUUUUCCCGUCAAAUAUAUCACUUAAACAGGUUAUCUUUUUCUUUUCUUUUUUUGGAAGAACACGAAACAUGAAUAUAUAUAUUUAUAAUUUCCAUCCAGUGUUUGAAAACUUGAAUUUUAUUUAAACUUGAAAAUGACUUUGCCUUAACUUUUAUAUAAGACAGCUUAGUAUCGCUUUUUGAACCCCAAAAGGUUACCGAGAGUGACGUAGUGUACCGCUCCGCUAAACCGGCUGUCCGUAGUCUUACUUGGUCUCAGAAAAAGUAAAAAUCUAUCAGCAGAUAAUUUUUUUGUAAUAUACAUGAAAAAUCUUAUUUGAAAUUCUUUUUUUUUUUUUUUCAGUUUCUAUUUUCAGUUUGGGGAAAAUAAAUCCUGUAAAUGCAAAUAGUUAAUACUGUAUUAAAUAUGUUCACUUUGAAGUGUGUGCUUUUGCGUGUACAGAUGUAAAUAAUCAGAAAAAGUAUAAAAGAGGUACCUAAAAAUGAUUUAAAAAGUUUAUUGAUCUUGUUGAAAUAUUAAUGUUGUUAUUGAGCUGGAUGUAGAUUAAAUGCUAAAUGUUGUGGUUUGAUUUUUAUUUGAUUUUUUUUCUGGUGUGUGGAAUAUUCUGCCGUCAUACUGCAAUGUGGGCAGAUGGUCUGAUUGUAAUUUUAACACGUCAUUCUCAUUCCGUUUUCUUGUCGUCCUUGCUCAAUAUCUGGAUUGCUAGAUCGUUUCUGUAAUACAACACCUUUCACUGUGCAGUAUUAAAGCACGGCUUACGGAGUUUGGGUUUGAGAACAAGGGGUUCAAAUGUACACGUUGUCGCAUCCUACCGAUUCAUGAGAUAAAGCCAGAUGCUCUGUUAUAUUGACCCAUAUAACAACAAUGUAAAAUUGUUUCUCCCUUUUCACAAAAGCACAUUGUUUUAAGCACAGUCAUUUGAGGAACCUUGUUAAAAACCCAAACUAGUUCCACCCUUUGGUCUUCAUACGGGCAUACACCAGACAAAAACUGUAACCUAAAAAUGAGUGUGCUAAAUGCAUUUGCGAUUUUUCUGUUUUCAUCUUUUUUUUUUUCUUGUAUGUUUUUUCAAUAGAAGAGAGGUUCAUUCUCCAAAAACGCCUCCCCCACCAACGUCAGAUAAUUAUUGUACAAAUGAUUUGACCUUUCCCAUUGUAAGCUUUGUAGCGAUCACAAAAGUCAAUUUUGUGUAGAUAUUGUUACACUUGUAACGCAGACGGAAAAUUGAUUUCGGGCAAACUCUGUAACCUCUUGUCCCAGUACGCGCGUGGACUGCAGUCCGCGUGGCAAAAAGUUAACUGUGCCAUUCGUUUCAAAGCUAUGGCGGUUUGACCUGUACAUAGUUACAGCUUGCCAUUCAGAUUUUUUUGAUUAUUAUAUACUGCCGUUAACCGAAGGAAAUGGCGGUAAACCAGCGAUUCAGUCGCGAUCCGGAUACACUCAGACAUCAGAAGUGCAGGCGAUUAUCGCAAAUAAGACGACUGGCAAAUUUGACUUUACCUUUUUGUUUGUUUACAAGUCAAGAAUCGUUGUGUUGUACUCGAUGCUAAUGUAUGCCAAUGUCAGUUGUGUUUAAAGUGUAGCUAUACUGCAUAUACUGUUGUCACAGUACAUUGGGUAUGGAAUUUCUUUUUAUUCUUCCUUUUUUUUAAACAAAAAAAAAAUAGAGCUUCUGGAUUGUUUGUGUGUGUGUAUGUGUAUCGAAGUUUGCUAUUUGUCUGCACAAGUGAAACUGAACGCAAGAGUGGGUUUGAACCGGUAUGUAAAGGUUAACCACACGACAAGAAUGAAAUUCUGCAAAGAAAGUGGGAGAGAAAAAGGGUUGUGAUGUUACCCUGAGAAAGGUUGUGUUUUGUUUUUAUUUUUUGAUUUUCUUUAUUAAAGAGGAAAAUGGUAGAUGCUUCGUGCGUUGACAUGUUAAAGGCGCGUUUCCUAACCUCGAGAGAGCGGAGACGCUGCAGAUUGUAUGUAUGAUAAGACUUUGCUAUGCUGUGUAAUAUGUACGUUUUGCUUGCACUAAAGUUUUGUUGUGUGUUUGGGUUCUGCGCGUCAUAAUAAUCUGGCCCCUCCCCUUUUCCUCGUCUCUGUGAGCGGUUGACGCUGUGUGUGUUUCGCUGUCGGUGCAGCUGGCCGAUCGGCCGUUUUUUGUGAGUAAAGCAGUGUCAAGACACACUAGCUGACCGUGGUGAUGAGACGCACCGUUGCAUCUGUAUAGUUAUUUGAUCUCCUUUUUUCCCCGUCAUAACACAUCUCACUAACUGCAGUGGACAAUCUGUGAUCUGACUGGUGCGCGGGGCUUUGAGGGCUGGAAGAGAGACGUUAACAGCAGUCAUGGCCGUUAAUGGCGGUUUCAUCGCGAGGGCUUUUGUGUUUCUUACAUUAAGACUGGAAUCAAGCAUACAUGUCAACUAUUGAUAAUUUAAUUUUUUUUUCUUGUCAUGAUGUAAACUGUCUAAUUUGGAAAAAUGUAGCUUACUGAAAGAAAUAAAGAUUUAGGCACUGUUAUCAAAUCCUA